Molecule: messenger RNA, 1179 nt
Organism: Nakaseomyces glabratus
Lineage: Eukaryota; Fungi; Ascomycota; Saccharomycetes; Saccharomycetales; Saccharomycetaceae
Gene: CPA1
Product: carbamoyl-phosphate synthase (glutamine-hydrolyzing) CPA1
Biological process (GO): L-arginine biosynthetic process; 'de novo' pyrimidine nucleobase biosynthetic process; L-glutamine metabolic process
Cellular component (GO): carbamoyl-phosphate synthase complex; cytoplasm
Molecular function (GO): carbamoyl-phosphate synthase (glutamine-hydrolyzing) activity
Source: RefSeq, a predicted model, not a curated record
AUGUCUCAAGCUACUUUCGAAAUCAAGAACGGUCCAAGUUUCUCAGGUUAUUCCUUUGGUGCCGAUAAGUCUAUCAGUGGUGAAGCCGUGUUCACCACUUCUCUCGUUGGGUACCCGGAGUCGAUGACUGAUCCCUCGUACCGUGGUCAGAUCCUGGUGUUCACACAGCCGCUGAUUGGUAACUACGGUGUGCCCUCGAUGGAGGCGCGCGACGAGUACAACUUGCUCAAGCACUUCGAGUCGUCCCACAUACAGGUCGCCGGUAUAGUCGUUGCUGACUACGCUGCGCAGUACUCUCACUGGACCGCUGUGGAGUCCCUGGGCGACUGGUGCAAGCGUGAAGGUGUUGCUGCGAUCACUGGUGUGGACACCCGUGAAAUCGUGCAGUACUUGAGGGAGCAGGGCUCCUCCCAGAGCCGUAUACUCGUGGAAGGCUCGGACACGCCCAAGUUCUACGACUCGAUGGCCACGCACCUGGUGGCGGAGGUGUCCACCAAGGAGACCCUGUACGUGCCCGCCAAGAACCCCGUGGCCAACAUCGCGGUGAUCGACUGCGGUGUCAAAGUGAAUAUCAUCAGAAGUCUCGUGGCUAGGGGCGCCAACGUAACGAUAUUCCCACACAACGCUAGGAUACAGGACGUCGCUGGUCAAUUCGACGGUGUAUUCCUAUCGAAUGGGCCUGGCAACCCGGAGACCUGCCACGAGACCAUCGAGAACUUGAAGGAGCUGCUGGCCAACGAGGACUUGCAACAGCUGCCCAUCUUCGGUAUCUGUCUGGGCCACCAGCUGCUGGCCUUGGCCUCCGGCGGCAAGACACACAAGCUGCAGUACGGUAACAGAGCACACAACAUCCCAGCAAUGGACCUGACCACGGGCCAAUGCCACAUCACAUCCCAGAACCACGGCUACGCAGUCGACCCACAAACACUCCCACAAGAAGAGUGGAAACCAUACUUCAUAAACUUGAACGACCAAUCCAACGAAGGAAUGAUCCACACCACAAGACCUAUCUUCUCAACGCAGUUCCACCCAGAGGCAAAGGGUGGCCCUCUGGACACAAUGCCUCUGUUCGACAAGUUCUUCAACAACAUCGAGUGCUACAAGACCCACCUCAGCCAGUCCAGCUACAGAAUGGUCUCCCAGAUCCCAGCAAUCGACAAAAAGGAGAUCAUGGCCUAG